This is a messenger RNA of Sycon ciliatum, 4063 nucleotides long. RefSeq lists its product as uncharacterized. The transcript is spliced from 11 exons. NCBI's taxonomy places the organism in Eukaryota, Metazoa, Porifera, Calcarea, Leucosolenida, Sycettidae. The coding region runs from base 356 to 2935 and encodes 859 amino acids. The record is from RefSeq and is a predicted model, not a curated record.
CAUUCUGGAACGGUUGCAGCAAAACAACUCGUUCAAGCGCCAUUUGGUGCGACUUGCUCUUCGCUAGCGGACUGGAUUUGGCGCACGCAUUUGUCUGACUCUUUCUUUUCACGGCACGGACGAGCUGUGCUGUAGAACUCAAUCGGUACUGCGGCGCUCACGGCUUAGUAGUAACUUGCAUGUACAUUUGUAGGAAGGCCACCAACUGAGAGAAGCGAGAAACAUUCUUUUCCCCCCUCCUGCGUCUGAUCUUUUCCGUGCGGUGCGGAGAAAGUAAUCGUAAGUCCUUAGCAACUGCAAUCACCCGCUCUCACCGACCGCAGCGUCCACGCAGCGUUUGUGAGAAGCGCGAAGGAUGGCAACCAAUGGAGGUAAUCUUCUCUCUGGCAAUCCGCUGGUAGUGUUCCAGCCCCACAACGAGCCUCACUCGCGCGGUGUUCAGUUUUCUAGUUCCGACCCAGAGAGCAUUGUGAGCCAGGACGGGGAUCGUCGACAGCGCGUUCCCAACUCCAAGGAGGAUCCGUACCGGAACAUUCUGCGGCUGACGGCACGCUUUCCACCGCUCGCUAUGCAACCAUCUAAUACGCAUACAUUCAGCCAGCCCGGCACCGCAUUCCUCACGAAUCAGACUGCGUACUAUAACGACGAGGCGUUCGCGGUGGCUCUCACGGCAGCACACGUCUUAUGUCCGGACAUGAGUUCGGUUCGCGAGGGUGCGGACGCCGCUAAAGCGCUGUUCUGUCGCCGUCCCGACAACUUGGCCACGAGCCUUGUCGUCAAGGUUGCGGUGAACGGCAGUGGACGCGGUGUGCAGGACCGGCCGUACAAGACGUUUGAGAUCUACCGGCAAAAGAGCGCCAUGUCGGCCGCCUCCGAUUGUGGCUGGUACGAGGUGUCGCCGAGCUGGUACAGCAAGUGUGAUGGAUACAUGCCCCCCGAUUGGAAAGAGGACUUCGGUGCUCUGUUCUUGAAAAAGUCCAUGCUGCCUGCAGAGUGCACUGGCUUCUCCACAUGCGACGACCCAGCCGUGUUCAACUUGGCGCAGUACGGCGACGUUGUUUGCGCCGGCUAUCCGAAUGACAAGCCCCCGGAUACCCUCUGGAUGUCAGUGGGUCGCAUCCGCCGACCGGACGUCGACACCAGGUACCUCUCAAUCUCGAGCAGCGGCAGCAGCGGCAGUGGCAACAGCAUACCGCAGUUUGAGCAUGACGCCGACACGGAGACCGGCCAGUCGGGCAGCCCGCUGUUCAUAUCCACCCAGUGCAGCACUGACGACAGCCCUGCCAGUACCGGAGCCAGUACAGCUGGCCGGGCUCAGCACGUAGCCAUUGCAAUUCAUCACAAGGGUGCACCGAGAGUGGGCGCAUCCAACACCCUGAUCGUGGCCUGCAACGAGGCACUGCGUGUUGACCGGGCCUUGAUGGCAAAGGUGCUCGAAUUCAAGCCACCUGCAGAGUGGCUGACAACGCUUCAACGACGCCAGCUGCCGGGAAAGGAUGUGCCAGACAUCGCAGACAAACUUCAAUCGCUGGCUCUGUCAACGCCUCCGCUACGUGGCGCGCAUGAGUCCCUUCCGACUGCGUGUGGUGAUGAAUCGCAGGUGUCAGCUGCGGCACCCGUGGUUGGUUCUAGUUUCCAGCACUACUCAACCAUGACGAGUGUUGCCAUGACGAGUGUUGAACCGCUCAGCUCCACAUGUAGCUCCGGCUCUACGUCAGCCCAGUCAUCAAUGCACUACUCAACCAUGACGAGUGUUGAACCGCUCAGCUCCACAUGUAGCUCCGGCUCUACGUCAGCCCAGUCAUCAAUGCUGGAUAGUCUAACCCCACCUCAAGCCACGGGUCCCAUCAAGAUUACGCAGGAGCCACUGCGGCACGUCAGGGCACCUUUCGGUGAGAAUGUUAGACUGACGUGCGAGGCGAUGAGCUGCGAGGGCGGCACCGGUGACUUGUUUUACCAGUGGUACUACACACUGCGGGACGAGCCGAUCCAGUCCGGCCAGGUCCUGAGACUCAACAACGUCCAGAAAGGCUGCAGUGUCUACUGCACAGUGUCCAGCGAACGUGGCUAUCGAGUCACAAGCGUAAUCAGUGAGAUAACAAUCGGUGGACCAGAAACCAAUUCUUCAGCUCACCAGAGCAAUCCGGCAGCGGGUUUAACAUCGUCAUCAAGUACUAGUACAUCUGCAGCCGGUAUAAGCGGUGUAGAAGGCAAUCAUGCUGCUGCCAUUGAUGCCGCUGCGGCGUCUUCUCCUCCGGCUAACCCGUGGAACAGGCCGGAGAUGUCCGCCGUGGCAGAGCGCUUGAAGGCGCGGAUGGACGCCACGCCGGUGUGCAAUCGCCUGCUGCGUCAGAGCUACUUGUCGGAGUCGGACAUUGAGACCGUAACGGCGGCCGUGCAUGCCGCGUCCAAGAAUGCCCUGAUCAUUGACAAGAUCAAGUCGGCUGGCUGGAGAUCGUUGGAAGCGCUCUACCAAGCGCUUGUUCUGACAUCUCAGGAGCAGCUCGCUUCAGCGCUGCAUGAGAAGGCCAAGGAGCUUCCAGGCUAUCCGCACUUUCAGCACAUUGCAGCGCCAAGAUCUCAGCGAGGCCAACGGACGAAACUGACGAAGGAGAACAUUGACAGAUGCAAGGAUCGGCUGAGUCCGGAGCAAAUUGCGGCAGUCAGCAUGCGCUUCUGCAACGAAACCCGCCUGGUGCGCUUUGCGUUGAAGGCAGGCCUGUCGGUGAAUGACCUGGAGGUGCAUUGCGGACAUAACAGUAAAAUUGAAAUCCAGACUGUAGCCGUGAAUGUGGUAACGUACUUGGUUCAGGAGCGAGAGUUCACCGUCAGGAAGAUAUUGAAGGUGGCCAACCACACUGGGUGUCGGCUGAGCGUGCGAGAUGCUUUGCUGGAGGCAGAUGACGCGCCAGUGGAGAGCGACGAAAGCAACUGAGCAGGCAGUGUGCUAUAGGCUCAGGAGAGUACUGCCGUCACUGUGAGGCUUACCCUUGCAUUUAGAGAGAGAGCAUCCCCGGCCGGUGUGCUGAGACAGAGCACUGCGGCGAUACUGGUCAGCUGUCACCGUCUUUCCACGGUCAGCGUGGUCUCAUUGCAUGCUGCCACGGGGCUGCUGGACUGCCAGUGAGUCCAGGUCAAAUCUACAGUGAUCACAACAGGCCAGGCCCUUUCUUAGCCCGGGUAUCGAGACUCUUUCACCGCAUGAUGCUCUGUGUAGUGUGGUGUAAAAUACCAAUGCAUUGCCAAUACUGCCACCAACAGUAGUUAUGUCAGUGAUGCCGGAUUUGGUUGUUUGGCAGAUUUUCUCUCAGUUUGCUUCAGAAACAAAAUUUAGAAUCAUAAUACAAUUAUGCCUAUCUAAGAAAUGCAUGACCUAAAAGGAAAGAAGACAAACUCAACUAACGAACUUGAAUCCACCAUUCUGGAUGGGAAUGACCUCUGAACGGUGUCAGGACAGGCAUUGCUGACUUUAAAACCUGCUAUUCUGGGGAUCGGUACAAUUUAUAAUACAUGCUUCUGUAUUACUGCCUCAUAAAAUGAGCAAUUCGCGGCCGUUUUGAGCUACUAACUUUUGCUAAUGUUUUUUUACUAACCUGCAUCAUCUGGCAUGAUUGCUACCUCUCUCGAGUAUGAUAAUAUUAGCAAUCAAUGUUGGAUUUUUUUUAAAUAGCCCUACUAGUACCUGGUACCGUAGUCGCAAUGUCGUAAAUAUUUUUAACAAAAUUUUAUUUAAAAGAAGACUGAGGUUUUAUAAACAUGAUUUGCGAUGUCUUACGCCUCGAUUCCAUGUCUGGCCAUUGUGCUAUUUUGUUGUAAGGACUACUCGGCUAAAAAAAAGCCCUGCAGGCUAGUCUCGUGGCAGCAUUUGAGAAUCCCACACACAAGUGUCCACCCUUGAAGCCCCCCCCCCCCCCCCCCUGCUGUCUCUAGCUGUACUACCCAUCAUGCUAACUAAAGCCAAAGAAGAGGGACUCGAGUUGAAUUCAGACGUUGCUAUUAAAAUAUCUUUACUGCCGUGUCAUGCUUGAUAACAUCACUUUUAUAACUAUACAUGUCAAUACGA